AUGUCCUCCUCGGACGUGGUCUCUCCAACACACGUCUGUGCUGGUGGUGCGCAAGCGACGAACGAGAUCAGGCUACCGGCAUGGGGCGUGGUCACACCACCCCAAUGGGGACACCAGCGACAAACACCGCGCACGAGCUGCCAAUCCUUGAGACGACCUAAUCACACUCAGCCACGGGAGGCGAAACAGCUUAGCGCCGUGCCCGGCUGUCCGGAUUUGGACGUGCUAGAGGCUGAAGUUGAAACCAGCCCCGAUUUUCUCAAUAAUCUUCUGCUCUGCUUUUGCAAGAUCCAACCAAAGGACAAAGUUGACAUUUCCUGUCUGUAUGGAUCGAAUUUGGAACAUCUUCAAAAGGCCACCGAAGCCGUACGACAAGCGAAUUUAACCACCGACAAGAUCAGUUUCCAACAUAUUGAGUUCGCUGAGACAGGACUACCGCCUUUUGGCGAGUUGGCGCCAGCUCUGACUACUCUCGAAAUUCGAGAAUGCACAAAUUUCGACCCUCUAGUGAUUCCUGAGAACACCUUUAAAGGUCUGGAGACUUCAUUGAAGAAUCUCACCAUCGAUUCUUGCAACUUGAAGGAGAUUCCUGAAGGACUCAAGGAUCUGAAUGCGCUCGAAACGCUCGUGCUAGCCAAUAACAAAUUCGAAAAUGUUUCAGCAGAUGUUUUCAGUGGGAAGAAGGAGCUCAACUACCUCGAUUUAUCCGGUAACUUCAUCACCAAAAUUGAACCCGGCUCAUUCGAACCGCUCAAAAAACUCGAAACUCUGAUUUUUGGAGAGCAUAAUUACAUCAAUGACACGGUGCUCGAUGCUAUUACAACACUUAAAUCCCUCAAGAUCCUCGACCUUUCUCGUGCUGAUGGUAUUUUCGAGCCACCUAUGGAAAUCUUUGACGCUUUGAAUCAGUUAGAAACUUUAAAACUAAGUGGCUGUAGUUUACCUUCACUUGAACCGGGCGCUUUCGCUUCGUUGAAGAAUUUGAAGCAGCUCGAUCUUCGCGUAAAUCUAAUCGAAAACAUUUCCGCUUAUGCUUUUGAUGGGCUCUCUUCCCUGACACGACUUUCAUUAGCUGGAAAUUACAUAAGGUACCUCGAGAAAGAUCUUUGGGCUGGACUCAGUAACCUUGAAGAGAUUGAUCUUGGUUGGAAUGAAAUCAAAAAUGUAACGGAGGACAUGUUCUCUCCCCUUGUUGAUAAGCUUACUUCGCUUAACUUAAGGCAUAAUCCACUCAGUGCGGUCCCCACGACGGGUCUCAAGAAUCUCAAAUCCCUCUACUUGAGCGAGUGUCCUCUGACGACCAUAAACUCAGAGCAAUUGAAAGAUUAUCCGAAGCUGGAGACAUUAGACAUCUCAAAAUGCAAUCUGACAUCGCUGCCACCCGACACAUUUGCCAAUCAAAAGAAUUCGCUGAAGACGCUACAUCUUGAGCGGAACCAGCUUACUACUGUUGAUCCAAAGAUUCUCCAAGAUCUUCCGCUCCUAGAGCAUCUAGAAAUCUCUGGCAAUCCAUUUAUUUGCGAUUCUGAGAUUGCCAAAUUCAUUUUUGCCGUCGAAGAUCGCUACAAAACUUCGGCUAAGGAAGGCAAAGAAUUCUUAUUCGCUAACGCUAACGACACUCUUUGCGAUCGUCCUUAUACGCUGAGGAAUCAGGCACUCUUGGACGUCGACAGCACUCUUCUUCAGCCCUACGACGAGAAACUCGACACCACCACUGCUUUGCCUACAACUACUACAGAAGCAGAACCCACAACUACAGAAAUCACCACUCCCUUUACAUUGCCCAACCUAUUCGUCGGCACAAAGACCAACGAAACUUUGUUCAAAGAAGAACCUCGACAAGACGUUUACGAUAUAAAUAAGGCUAACGAUCCUAAAGACGCUAUGGAAGAGCAUGGAGCAACGAAGAGCUACGCUAUGCACGCCACUGUAGCCGUCAUUGCUGUCAUUUCCGCAAUCGCACUCAUCGCUGUUGCAUUGUUCAUGAGGAAAAAACGAAAAAUCGCUAAUGAGGAGCAAUCACGAAAAGCUAAAAAGGUCUCAAAACUUGAAGACGGUAUGGUUGAAAUAGAGCUUGACUCAAAUGGUCCAAAUAAACGAUAAUUCACAAUAACAUAUUAUACUGAAUUUGUAUGUAUUGUUUUGUUUCGUAGAAUAGUGACAGUUUUCACAGAUUCGCUAUAUUAUUAUUUGCACAUUUUUGUAUGUUCCAAUGCCCAGUUAGAAUUGCCUCUACGCUCAAUACAAUUCGGGCUAUAUGUUUUAAGCCCUGUUCGG
Molecule: messenger RNA, 2277 nt
Organism: Cylicocyclus nassatus
Lineage: Eukaryota; Metazoa; Nematoda; Chromadorea; Rhabditida; Strongylidae
Source: the annotation of a GenBank genome assembly